Messenger RNA from Magnusiomyces paraingens, 945 nucleotides. RefSeq lists its product as uncharacterized. The coding region runs from base 1 to 945 and encodes 314 amino acids. The transcript has a single exon. The record is from RefSeq and is a predicted model, not a curated record. Lineage: Eukaryota; Fungi; Ascomycota; Dipodascomycetes; Dipodascales; Dipodascaceae. Gene Ontology annotation, cellular component: cytoplasm; nucleus. Gene Ontology annotation, biological process: microtubule-based process.
AUGUCGGAUGCUAAUGAUGGCUUUACACCAGUGGUGUCGAAACGUAAAGCUCGACGCAGCAAGUAUGUUGUGCGCGAGAAAACUGUCGAGGAUCACUUACAAGAUUUGCAAGAAAAGGCAGACGCAUUUAAGGGGUCUGUUGUUUAUUCUACAAUCAUAGCGCAUUUAGAUGCACUGAUACCCGAGAAUAAGCAGGAUUUGAAGGAAGAUAUCACCGAGGGCACUCAGGAUGACUUCCCAAAAGAAAAAAAGAGCGACAAAGAGGGUCAGGAAGAAGUUAAUACAGAAGAAACUAAAAAGGAUACAAAAGAUGAUCCCAAAGAUGAUCUUGAUAAAAAAUCAGAUAAAGACUCAAACAAAGAAUCUAAGGAGGAUCUCAAGGAAAUUUCUCAACAAACCACACAGAGCCAAACACCCAUAUCCAUUGUUCGAUGUCUUGCCUUGGGCUCACCUACAGAUUCACACAACGCCAUGUACCAGUUAGCGUUAUUAGGUCUACUGUUAAAUCAUCUCGGACUACCCUCUUCUUCAGUUUCAUGCUGGGAUCCGGUGUUUACUCCAGCUGAUCUUAAGCUUUUUGACCGCUUGGGUUACACUGUGAGUCAAACCGAUCCGGAGGAACCACAAAUAGCUAAACCCAAUACCAGUGCAACCCUAUACUAUGUGAUUCAUUCGCCUCCUCUUCUUACAGAAAAAGUGCUGGCGCGUGCAAACGAGUCCUCCUUGCGUACAGUUGUCAUUGGUAACAAUUUGACAACAUAUACUAACCAUCACUCGGAUGCAGAAUUGAGCGAAAAGUAUCCAGUGUUGUUUAAGGCGAUUGAAGACGUGGAUGGAAACGAAGAAAGUAAGUACUGGGAAUUUAGAGUUAUUCCAGAUAAGUUGUCGAAGAACGAGGCAUGGAUGACUGCUGUGAAUGAUUUAGCUGUGUACUGGGAGAAAUAA